UGCAACCCGCCGAAGCUACAGCAGAGAAGGAGAAAAAAUGUCGCUGGCUUCGACGCGGACCGUUCUAGGAUCAGUGUCCUUUUAGGAAAAAUCAGACGUCACGGCAAUUCGAAUGAACCCUCUGCUGUGGUGCGGCUGUGAGAGAUUGAAAGCUUCGUGAAACUGUACAAAGAAAGUGAAACGUUCUAACAGUUGUAAUGUGGGAGGUUUUACCUUGACUAUAGAGAGAUUCAUCCCCUUUUGUCAGCUCUAAACAUAACCAUUUAAGAACAGAGGGGUAUAGUGUAACACUACAUGGGCCUCUAAGGUAACGUGAUCUGAUAAUUGAAGCCUCUGGAGCCUCCUUCCUCAGACAGAAAGGUAACAAUGGACCCAUCUACUAGGGUGGUGGGUCUGGAUGCCCAGGGGAACAUGGUUUUCACAGUGGUGAAACCAGUAAUGGGCAUCUUUCAGGUGUCUUCAGAGCAAACAGGUAGUGUUGCACAAGGGAGCAUGGGGCUACAGGGCCUACCUGAAAACACAUUGAUCCUUCCUCAAGUGCAAGGCCAAGCUCUGGACCAAGACCAGAUGGAAAUGCACACCAUACAGCCUCAGAUUCAGAUGCCCCAGAUGCAGGUUUCUGCCCCAGUCCAGACUGAGGUUGUGUCGCAGAGUCAGGACCCACCACCAAACUCGAGCACAAAUUCAGAGUCCGCUACCCACAUGCCUUUUGCAGAGGUGUCGUCACUCCUGGAUCCCAACAUGAAAGGAUCUAAGGCUCGAAAGUACCUCAUCUCUUAUGAUGAAAUCAAGCGGCGCCUGGAGGCCCCGGAGAAGAUGUCGCUGCGCUCCCUGGCAGCCUACACUCGGGUCAGCAGAGGCCCGGCCAGCAAGAAAACACUUCUGGAGUCACUCAAUGUUCUCAGCCUUACGCCAAGCACAACUACCUCUGUGUCCUCCUCAUUCUCCAAACUCACUGAAGGCGACACCAGAGCUUUGUGUGAUGAUAUGAAGGACUUUUCCCACGACUACAUCAACUACAGCAACAUGGCUAAACAGCUCAUCCCCGAGACUAACACAGUCCAACACUGGUCCAAAAUUAUUGAAACUAGGAACCACCUGGAGGAUAUGAGAAAAUGUUUCAAGGACCCGGUCAACAGCGGUGCGUUUGACAACGUCACUCACGGUCUGGGUCUGGGAAUGUUGGACGUUGCACUGGACAUGAUCAUUAUGGUAAUUAAGCAUCAGAUUCGGAUCCUGUCUGGCGCGGCGCCAUCAGACCCGGCUGACUCUGGUCCUCCAAUGAGGCGCAUCCGCAGGCGCCUCCGCAAAGCCCGCUCGACUGACAACGAAAACCCUCACAAGGUGUCUGGAGGGGUCAAAGAGCCAGGGAAAGCCAUUUCAAAAGGCAAGGGGCGAGGCCGAGCCAGGAAGAAGGUAAGGCAGGACACUGGAGCAGCUGUUCCAAUGGAACCCCAAGCAGAGCAGUGCAAGACAGACGAUGUGGAGAAUAAUGUCCUCACCCUGGUGUCUGUUGGAUAUGAGACUGUUUCCAGUGGUCUCAAUGUAGCAGGAACUGUUUAACACCUGCUCACAAGAACCAUUUAUCAUUUCAGCGAUGGAACAUCAGCUCUGCACAAGUUUAGCUCCUGUGAAGGAGAUCACAGUUUCACACAGUGAGCUCAGCCUCAACGGAUAAUGUCCCAUCUUUAAGUCAAACUUUAAGGAAUAGUUGGACGUUUUGGGAACUACAUGCAUUAGCUUUCUUGAGGAAAUUGAUAUUGAGGCUGAACAAUUAAUUUGAAUUUGAUCAAAAUAGCAAUAUGGACUAGUGCAAUUUCCAAAUUGCAGGAGGAACAGUAUGUGUUUAAAGCAACAUGUGUGUCAAAAUAGCAUUCUGAUCAGAAUCUGGCCUACAAAUCAUAUUCCAAAGACUU
Molecule: messenger RNA, 1916 nt
Organism: Etheostoma spectabile (orangethroat darter)
Lineage: Eukaryota; Metazoa; Chordata; Actinopteri; Perciformes; Percidae
Exons: 5
Coding region: 367-1563 (398 amino acids)
Source: RefSeq, a predicted model, not a curated record